AUGGGAGUUCUACUGAGAAAGAUCCACUCUUUCCUAAGCAUUCCUGUCAUCUCCAGCGUGUUGCUCUACCAUCGCCUCCAUCCUGAGGAAGUCAACUUCCACCUCUACCUACUCCCCAGCGACUGCACCAUUGAGAAGGAACUGGAGCUCUGCUAUCGAAGCCCUGGGAAACCCCAGCUCUUCUCUGAGUUCUACGUUGAUCAUUUGGGGUCGGGGAUCCGACUGCAGAUUAAAAGCAAAAAUGAUGCGACUGUGGUAUGGGAGGCCUUGGUGAAAUCAGGAGACCUCAGACCUGCAGCUACCCUGGUCUCUCAAGCUCCAACAGCCUCACCUUCACCUCCAGAUGCCCCAAACUUGCUGCACUUUGUGGAUCAACAUCGGGCACAGCUGGUGGCUCGAGUGACAUCGGUGGAUGCAGUCCUAGACAAGCUGCAUGGACAGGUGCUGAGCGAGGAGCAGUAUGAGAGGGUGCGGGCUGAGCCCACCAAUCCAGACAAGAUGAGGAAGCUGUUCAGCUUCAGCAAGUCCUGGGCCUGGGCCUGCAAAGAUCAACUCUACCAAGCCCUGAAGGAGACCCAUCCUCACCUAAUUGUGGAUCUCGGGGAGAAGUGAUGCAGUGGAGGAGCUAAUGACAAGCUCGGCAGCUGAAGUCUGAACACCUGCUUCUGAGUCCUGGCUCUGACUGUCCAGGCUUUGAGUCUAGGUUUCUUCAAGUCUAAACAAAUUGCCAUUGCCCAGCCAGAGUGGCACAGUUGGUUGAGUAUCGUCUUGUGCACUGAAGAGUUGUUGGUUCGAAUCCUG
Molecule: messenger RNA, 801 nt
Organism: Myotis lucifugus (little brown bat)
Lineage: Eukaryota; Metazoa; Chordata; Mammalia; Chiroptera; Vespertilionidae
Product: NACHT, LRR and PYD domains-containing protein 1-like
Exons: 4
Coding region: 1-612 (203 amino acids)
Biological process (GO): innate immune response; inflammatory response; regulation of apoptotic process
Cellular component (GO): canonical inflammasome complex
Source: RefSeq, a predicted model, not a curated record